GUUGAGACACUUGUGAUUAAGGCUCAGAUCUCAGCAUGUGGGGUGACAAGCCUACGUUUCCCUGUGCUUACAUGAUGAAUAUAUAGAUUAACCUACGAAGAUUCGUAACCAACUGUUCAUUACAUAGUAGGGGAAUAAAUAAAUCUAGAUUUAUUUUUGGGGUAAAUGACAACUAUGCUAUUGUGUUGUGGCUAUUAAAGAUGUAAUGUUUGGUUGGUUCACGAAUCUUAAUUUUCCGUCAAUGUUUAUAUAUAUAUAUAGCACCCUCAUUGUAUCAAUAACUAUGGCAUCCCCUCAAACCCCAAACCAGCUGCCUUUCAGCACUGAUAUCUGUCACACUGCGGGUAUCAGUCCCUACCUUCCUAAAGAUAUGAUACCAAGUGUAGAAUUUAGCAUUGAAGUAUCAAACCUUUUCUUAAAAGAGCUGGAACAGGUGAAAUGUACACAUCCAGAUCUUUCUUACAUCUGCAUUGUCAAUACGCAGUUGACAGCAAUGAAACUAUUGCAGCGUGACAGAUUAGAACAACAUUUUCGGCGUAUUUGUUCAGAGGUCUGUUUAAAGGUUCGCAGAACAAAUUCAGGGGCAAUUAGAAAGAAAUACGUAGCAAACAAACGUAGGAUAGCAAUUUUUAGGCACGAAACUGAGAGUCACUUUGAAUUGGCAGAUCAACUUGAGAGAUGCAAACUUGAGCUUGUAGAAUUAGAGUCUCGUUGUUCACAGAUUUGUGGCCAGCUGCAGGCCCAUAUGAUAGAUACACCAUCAGUUGGCACUUUCAGAAAGGAUUGGGAAGAUAUAGGUGCAAGACAAUCUGGUAGAAGAUUAUCCUUAGUGAAGGACGAGGUGAAGAAGGUUUUGUCAUUCCUCAAUGAAAUGGGAUUGAACCCGAGAUCACUGUCACUUGAGAUAAGAGGGAAGUCUCUAACCAUGGAUAUAGGUCAGGAUGCUCUUUCAUAUCAAGAGUUAGACGAGGACAGGCGGGAUAAACUUCGGGGGUUAGUGGCCAUAUUGGAUAAAUAUGGGAUUAGCGAUGCCGCAUACCAUGAGCUCAGCCAAGCAUUUUGUAAUCUACCUCGAACACACACUGUGGUCAGUGAAAGGGAAGAAAUAUCUCAGUUUAACAUCAGACGAGUUCCUGGAAAUAUAGUAGGGGCAUAUGUCAGUUUCAAGGAAGAUCUUCAAAAUAUACUUGGUGAAAAACUGAAAGCAAACCCGUCUAAAAAAGAGUUUACUGUUAAGAUAGGGGGGGAUGGAACAAGGGCAAACAAAGCCUUCCACAUGAUGAGGACAUUCCUCCAGACGCUAGUGAAACAAGCCAGUGCAGAUGCUGACCUUCUCAUUGUACAAGCAGGUAUUGAUUGUGCUAAUAAUGGGAACAAAGCCAUUGUUGUUGGGACAUGGAAGAAGGGCUUGGAAGAAGUCUCCCACCAAAUGAAUGGGGAUGGCAAACUGUUUGUGGCCAGCUCAAGCCAGUAA
Haliotis rubra (blacklip abalone) is the source of this 1474-nucleotide messenger RNA. RefSeq lists its product as uncharacterized. The record is from RefSeq and is a predicted model, not a curated record. The transcript is spliced from 3 exons. NCBI's taxonomy places the organism in Eukaryota, Metazoa, Mollusca, Gastropoda, Lepetellida, Haliotidae. Bases 206 to 1474 code for a protein of 422 amino acids.